Molecule: messenger RNA, 1852 nt
Organism: Entelurus aequoreus (snake pipefish)
Lineage: Eukaryota; Metazoa; Chordata; Actinopteri; Syngnathiformes; Syngnathidae
Gene: metap1
Product: methionyl aminopeptidase 1
Exons: 11
Coding region: 56-1219 (387 amino acids)
Biological process (GO): proteolysis
Molecular function (GO): metalloaminopeptidase activity
Source: RefSeq, a predicted model, not a curated record
UGUUGCAUCUGGCUGGCUGUUUCCCUGGGACUCCACCCCUCCGUCAGACGAAGGCAUGGCGAGCACAGAGGAGCUUAAAGAGUGUGAGACGGAAGGCUGCGACAAGGACGCCAAACUCCAGUGCCCCACGUGUAUUAAGCUUGGCAUUCAAGGCUCCUAUUUCUGCUCACAGGAAUGUUUCAAAGGAAGCUGGGUUUCUCACAAGUUGCUUCACAAAAAAGCAAAAGAAGAAAAGAACCAGAAUGCGCCUAAGAACUGUGUGGAGAAAGACGUCAGCACCGACCCAUGGCCUGGCUACCGCUUCACAGGAAAACUUCGCCCUCACUACCCACUCACACCUUUGCGGCCUGUACCCAGUGACAUCCAAAGACCUGACUAUGCUGAUCAUCCCAGAGGGAUGUCUGAAUCUGAGCAGUUUCUAAAAGGAACAUCACAAAUCAAGAUCCUCUCUCCUGAGGACAUCGAGUGCAUGAGAGUGGUAUGCAAGCUGGCAAGAGAAGUCCUUGAUAUUGCAGCUCUAAUGGUGAAACCAGGUGUUACAACAGAAGAAAUUGACCACGCAGUACAUCUGGCUUGUACAGCAAGGCACUGCUACCCUUCUCCUCUAAACUACUACAACUUCCCCAAAUCCUGCUGCACGUCUGUCAAUGAAGUAAUCUGCCAUGGAAUCCCAGACCGAAGACCGCUACAAGAUGGCGAUAUCCUUAAUGUGGACAUCACUGUCUACCACAACGGAUUCCAUGGUGACCUCAAUGAGACCUUCUACAUUGGAGAGGUGGAUGAAGGCUCAAAGAAACUGGUUCAGACGACCUAUGAAUGCCUUAUGCAAGCUAUAGAUUCUGUGAAGCCUGGUAUUCGCUACAGAGAGCUCGGUAACAUCAUCCAGAAGCACGCUCAGGCCAGCGGUUUCUCUGUGGUGCGAAGCUACUGCGGCCAUGGCAUCCACAGGCUUUUCCACACUGCUCCGAAUGUGCCACAUUAUGCCAAAAACAAAGCAGUUGGUGUUAUGAAGCCUGGCCAUGUGUUCACUAUUGAACCAAUGAUAUGCGAAGGUGGCUGGCAAGAUGACACUUGGCCCGAUGGCUGGACGGCGGUGACCAGAGACGGAAAGCAUUCGGCCCAGUUUGAACACACCCUGCUGGUGACGGACACGGGUUGUGAGAUCCUCACCCGCCGCCUGGAAGACAACGGUCAGGCUCAUUUUCUGAGCCAAGUGUAGGCUGGACUGGACCUGGCGAACCCAUGUGACGUCCAGCACGUGCGUAUCUCGUACACACCAGUACAUCGUCAGAUGAGAUACCGUGCUCCUGGAGUUCAGUGUCACUGUGCCUGUUGUUGUUUCAAUUAAAUAUCAGUCCUUAAAUUAAAUGGAAGUACUUGAAUGUGUCAAAUGUAGAUUGGUUUAUUAGUGAAACGUGUUAUUUCUCUAAAAGAAAUAUAAAAAUAUUUAUAAAAAGAGCAAUGUGAAUCCUAAGAAGGUAUGUUUGUUUUUUCACAAGCCUCGGUCUCUGACUUGGACCGGAAGUAAGCAGACAUGAAUGAGCAUAGUUGUAAAUGGCCAGCAGGUGGUGCAGUCGCACAUUACUUGAACAUAGUCUAGCAGCAUACAACAUUAAUAAGAACGCUUGUGAAAAAUAAAGUGAAAUGAUGGUGAAAUGCUGCAGACCAAGUGGAACACAUUUGAUUUGAUCUGAAAUACCACAAAUUACUGUUACAUUUGGCACGCAUGAAAAAGAUCAUUUAAAAACUAAAUGACUUGUUCUGUAACAAUGUACACUGCAGAAUUGAACAAAAGCUAUUGAUCUAUACUGAACAAAAAUAAAUGCAACACUUGUUUUGCUCCCAUUUUUCA